AUGUGGAUCCAGCAGCUCCUCGGACUCAGCCCCAUGUCCGUGCGCUGGCCGGGCUGCGCACUGGGGAGCCAGGCCUGGGUGCUGAUAGCCAUGCUGCAGCUCGCCAUGGACCUGCCGGCCUGCGAGGCGCUGGGCCCCGGCCCUGAGUUCCGGCUGCUGCCCCGGCCCUCGCCCCGGCCGCCCCGCCUGUGGAGCGUGAAGAGUGGACAGCCGGCCCGGAUCCCCGCGCCCGUGUGGAGCCCGCGCCCGGCCCGCGUGGAGCGCAGCCACGGGCAGAUGCCCAGCCCCCGCGCCAAGCGGGCGCACAGACCCCGGGACCAGGUGGCCGCCCUGGGGCCCAAGGGGGGGCUCACCAAGCCCCCCGCCACCGCCACCAAGCCCGGCCCUGCCCUAGGCCCCUCGCCCUCCUCCCCGUCGCCCCCCGUGGGUGGCGGGGCCCCCACGGACCAGCAGGCCCUGCUGCGGAGGGGCCGGCGGCAGCUGCCCGUGUUCAACGGCUUCGACCCGCACCCGCGCGGCGGCCGGCCCACCACGGAGGCCGAGUUCAUCGUGUGGGGGCCCACGGGCGAGGAGGACGCCCUGGCGGCCAGCACGGCUCCCGACGGCCCCACCACGGCCUCCUACUUCCAGACGCGGAAGGCCACCGCCGCCACGGCCACCGCGGCCACGGCCACCACGGCCACCACCAUGACGCUGCAGACUAAGGGGGUCACGGCGCCCCUGGACCCCAGGAGCAGGAUCCCCGCUGGGCUCAGCACCACGGAGCCUUCCACCAGUCCCAGCAGAGACAGCGGCAGAGACACCAAGCCCCCGCGGAUCCUGGGGGAGACCUCAGGGCUGGCUGUCCAUCAGAUCGUCACCAUCACCGUCUCCCUCAUCAUGGUCAUCGCUGCUCUGAUCACAACUCUUGUCUUAAAAAACUGCUGCGCGCAGAGCGGGAACCCGCGGCGGAACGGCCGGCCGCGGAAGCUGGCCCAGCAGGAGGAGAGCUGCCAGAACCUGACGGACUUCCCGCCGCCGCGCGUGCCCAGCAGCCUGGACAUCUUCACAGCCUACGGCGAGGGCCUGCAGUGCUCCCACGAGUGCGUGCGCGCCGCCGUGCCCGCCUACGCCGACGACACGCUGCGCUCCGUGGGCGAGUACAAGUCCACGUUCAACGGGAACCGACCCUCCUCCUCGGAUCGGCACCUCAUCCCCGUGGCCUUCGUGUCUGAGAAGUGGUUUGAGAUCUCCUGCUGA
Molecule: messenger RNA, 1239 nt
Organism: Pipistrellus nathusii (Nathusius's pipistrelle)
Lineage: Eukaryota; Metazoa; Chordata; Mammalia; Chiroptera; Vespertilionidae
Source: the annotation of a GenBank genome assembly